AUGGCAUUUUUCAAAAAUUUUCAGCAGAAUCUACCUUCAGUGUCCUCUCUGGUAGACACAAUCAGUAAUGCCGUAGAAGAUUUGACCACUGCUGUUGGGGAAGUCAGCUAUGCUUUAACUGACUCAGUUGCUGAACAGGUAACAAGUAUGAUCAAUGGCUUUCGCCCAGAAGAGGAAAGCUCUGCAGCAGUAGAAGCUGGAGAGAUGUCUAAACCAGAAAAUGCCGUGUUACUAGAAGUUUCCAAAAACCCUAAUUGUCAGAAAACACAAUCCAAUUUAGAGCACCGAGCAAAUCAAGUAAGUUGUUAUAAUGCUUCAGUUUCACGAGAGCAAGAUCAAGGAAUGAAUGAAGAAAGAAUAUUUAAACAUAUUAAUGGUAGGCAACAGACUCUAUCAAAAUAUCAAGAAACUGAUAAUGCUGGUGAUUCUUUGAAAGACCACAUGAGUGGUGGUAGGAUAUCAGUUAUCAAGCAGAAUGCAAGGGCUGGAUCUACUUGUCAAGAUCUUGAAAGUACUGACAGAUCUAAAAAAAUUGGAUUAGGAAUUUCCAAUCAUGGUAAGAAUGAUUUGAAGGAGGUAAGAGAGCGAGAAAUGAAAGAAAAUCACUUAAAGAAAGCUGAGAAACAUGUUAAAAGUAAAGGAUCCAAAGGGAAUGAAUGUUCAGGAAAUGAAUAUUCUCCAAAAGAUAUUUUGGCAAGCAAUAGACAUAUGAUACGGCAAUCCAUUGAGAAAGAAGAUAUACAUCCAGCACCAGCAACUAAUUCUAAAGAUAAGUUACAUGGAAAAAUCAAAGAACAAAUAAAUCCAACAAAAUACUACAACAUGAAGGGAGACAUAAAAACAAAGAAAAAUGAAGCCACUUCUGCCAAGAAAGGAGAAGCAAAGAGUAAGGAUGAAAAAUAUUCUAAGAUAAUACCAGAAAAAGAUAAUUCCUACAUGGACAAAGAUGAGCAUUGUUCAUCCUCUGAAAGUGAAGAUGAAGCACUGGGUAAAUAUCAUGAGGCCUUAUCCAGAACACACAAUUCCAGACUACCCUUGGCAGAUUCUAGACAAAAGAACUAUACUUGGGAAACAAGACAAAAAUAUAGUCCUCUAUCUGCAGAGUAUGAUGGAUACAGUAGUGAAGCAUCAAUAGAUGAAGGAAACUGCAUUCAGAGAAUGAGAAGAACACCCCCACUGGAUGAAUUGCAGCCACCACCAUAUCAGGAUGACAGUGGUUCUCCCCAUCUCUCAUGUACCCCCUCAGAAAUGGGGGACAGUAAAUGUGAAUUUUCCCACUGCAACAGUCCAAGAUGCUCAUAUAACAAGUGCCCAAGUGAAGGAAGUACAGGUCAUGAAAUAGAAAGUUUUCAUAAUAAAGGAUAUGAAGAAGAUGUUCCGAGUGACAGCACUGCAGUCCUGAGCCCAGAAGAUAUGUCAGCUCGAGGAUCGUCUUCACAGCUUCCUAAACCUUUUGAUCCUGAGCCAGAAGCUAAAUAUGGCACACUGGAUGUGACUUUUGACUAUGACUCACAAGAGCAGAAGCUUCUGGUAACAGUGACAGCUGUCACAGAUAUCCCAACGUAUAACAGGACAGGUGGCAACUCAUGGCAAGUGCACCUUGUUCUUCUACCUAUAAAGAAACAGAGAGCAAAAACCAGCAUCCAGAGAGGACCAUGCCCUGUCUUCACAGAAACAUUCAAAUUUAAUCAUGUUGAAUCUGAGAUGAUUGGAAAUUAUGCAGUUCGGUUUAGACUGUAUGGUGUACAUCGCAUGAAAAAAGAAAAGAUUGUGGGGGAAAAGAUUUUUUAUUUAACAAAAUUGAAUCUUCAAGGGAAAAUGUCAUUACCUGUGAUAUUGGAACCUUCUUACAAUCAUUCUGGCUGUGGCUCCCAAAUGAGCGUGUCAGAAAUGUCCUGCAGUGAAAGCACAUCCUCAUGUCAGUCUCUUGAACACGGCUCAGUUCCAGAAAUUCUCAUUGGCCUGCUUUAUCAUGCCACCACUGGAAGACUAUCAGCGGAAGUGAUAAAAGGCAGCCACUUCAAAAACUUGGCCGCGAACAGACCACCCAAUACAUAUGUUAAAUUAACUCUGCUGAAUUCCAUGGGUCAAGAGAUGUCCAAAUGCAAGACAUCGAUCCGCAGAGGGCAGCCAAAUCCAGUAUACAAGGAAACUUUUGUUUUUCAAGUGGCCCUAUUUCAACUUUCUGAUGUGACUCUCAUACUGUCUGUGUAUAACAAACGCAGCAUGAAAAGAAAAGAGAUGAUAGGCUGGAUUUCUUUAGGUCUGAACAGCUCUGGAGAAGAGGAACUCAAUCACUGGACUGAAAUGAAAGAGUCAAAAGGACAGCAAGUAUGUAGAUGGCAUGCGUUACUAGAGUCAUGA
Molecule: messenger RNA, 2364 nt
Organism: Equus quagga
Lineage: Eukaryota; Metazoa; Chordata; Mammalia; Perissodactyla; Equidae
Gene: SYT14
Product: synaptotagmin 14
Exons: 6
Coding region: 1-2364 (787 amino acids)
Source: RefSeq, a predicted model, not a curated record